AUUUAAGUAUUUACAACUAACUAUAUUUGACAAAAGGAACUGGAUGAAAUGGACACAUAAUUUUUGUUUAUGUGUGUCAUGAAGAAAUAGACAUAUAUUAUUCAUUUUGGAUUUGUUGAAAUCUAAACUUUUUUCGUUUUGUUGAAUAUGAGUGGAGUUUCUGACUUUGCAAUGUUUCGAUUUAAUUUUUGGCAAAAGCCAUUUCUCUCUCACCAUGCUGCUGUCCUUGCAGCCUCCCAGUUUAAUGCGAUGGAAAAUUCGUCCUACCUUCCGAAUCCCCUCACCUCACCAGCUCUGAUGGUCCUAGCUUCAACGGCUGAGGGUCAUGAAGGGGGGCGCCUAGCGGCCCCACCUCAUCCAUACUCCUCGAGUGCGGACGGAAAAGAGAUGGUUUCACCGUACGGGAAUCCUCCAUUCACAAUGUACAGGCCAGGGGACCCUUUCCCCCCUCCCAUGUACUCUGGGGUGCCACAUUUCGUACGGUCUGACCGAAACAUGGGAAUCAUGCCCCCGGCAGCCAGCAGUGCAUUCCGACCCGUCAGUACUGACUCAGAAAGUUCUUAUCACUCGGCUUUUGGACCGUCGGCAAAGAAGCCGAAAUUGGAAUCUGGUUCGAAAGAAGAGGAAGGGAGAGGGGACGGUAGCCCAGAAUCAAACACUUCGGCCCAUAUUAAGGAAGAACGGCCCAAUAGCAUCAGCUCUGUCACCAACUCUGAGGGCUUGUCUGAUGGUGGAGAAUUUGACCGGGGAACGCCUGAUGAGGGAAGAACGCUAAGAAAGCUGAGGAAGAAGAGUGCCUUGGAUGGGCAAACCCCCUGUUGUCCAAUCUGUGGGCUGACCUUGAGGAAUGGGGAGGUGGACGCCCACUUUGCGUUGGAGAUGGAUCGCCUGGAGAGAAUUGUCAGGAGUGGAAGACGAUCAAGGGAUGCAACUCCGCAAGGAAGAAAGACUCUGACUUCUCCCUCGGGCCACAGACAGAGGAAAGACUCUCCCUCCAUUGAAGCAGCGUCCCAGUCCCGCUAUGAUACGUACAUGCGAAUCAAGUGUAAUCGCCAAUCAAGACUAAGUGCUAGAAGUCGUAAUCGCAAGAAACGUCCAGACGAGACGGUGUGCCCGGUGUGUAAUGACAGAGUGGUGGGGUCACCAGAGGAGCUUACUGCUCAUGUAGAAGUCUGUCUGAAGAGAAAGUCUGAGGAGGAUGAGCCGGUGGAUGUAGAGGGAGACGAGCAGUGUGAGGAGUACACCUGGGCCGGACAGACCCGGAUCAGGGCCACAACCCUCCUACAGGGGGGACUCGGAGGUUCAGGGUUCCAGACAUACAGCAGCAAGAGACACAUAGAGGAGGACAUUGACCUGGACGUUGAUGGGGAUGACUCCAAGCAGUACGGAGAGCCUCAAUUCAGUGAGGCCGACAUUAUUCCUUGUUCCUCAGAGGAGCCUGGUGAGGACAAAGAGAGGGCAGCACUAAGAGGAGCCAUACUGGGCUCUUCAGCUUCAUCAUCCACCACCAAUCCUGAAAAUUCAGGCUCCCCUGCUGAUUCUGACAGUCCAGAUGAAAAUUCUGACCCUCUCCCCCCCAAAAGUGAUGACAAUUUCUCGGGGUCUGCAGUAGAAGUUAUUGCUGCCUUAAAACUGAAGAUAAGGGAUCAGGAAAAAGUGAUGAAAAAGGACAAGUCAAAAUGUCUCAUCUGUAUGGAGCCCUAUACCAACCCGCUGACCUCCAUUCAGUGCUGGCAUGUGCACUGUGAAGACUGCUGGCUAAAAACUCUAGGCGCCAAGAAGUUGUGUCCCCAGUGUAACAUGAUAACGGCAGCCACAGACCUUAGGAGGAUUUAUCUGUGAGGGGGAGAGAGAGAAGGAGCCACAGACCUUAGGAGGAUUUAUCUGUGAGGGGGAGAGAGAGAAGAAGAAGAAGAAGAAGAAGAAGAAGAGGGAAAAUAGGACAAUCCUGAUGUGGGAGAGACAAGCCAAGACGGGGAUGCUCUGGACGACUGUAUCGGCUAACCUCCAUCAGUCUUGGAAUAACUGUGAUUCAUGAUAGUGCUUUGCCACAAAAUUCAUACAUGGUGGCUUCAUUAUGCAAAGAUUGACUGAGCAAAGGAACAAGUUACGUGUAACUGCUUUUAAUUAUGUAAAAUUUGCAUUAAAGUGAAUUGAUGAAAUAUUCUCAACUCACAUAUUUGAACAUGUAUUUAAUUAUUGUCAUUGUUUCAGUGAAACAUAUAUUGAAUUUCACUCGAAUUUGUUAUCAGUUCAUAUUUUUGUUCAUGACUUGGAAAAUAAAUUAUUCUUAUUAAAUCAA
Molecule: messenger RNA, 2302 nt
Organism: Magallana angulata
Lineage: Eukaryota; Metazoa; Mollusca; Bivalvia; Ostreida; Ostreidae
Product: E3 ubiquitin-protein ligase RNF220-like
Exons: 14
Coding region: 148-1842 (564 amino acids)
Biological process (GO): protein ubiquitination
Molecular function (GO): ubiquitin protein ligase activity; metal ion binding
Source: RefSeq, a predicted model, not a curated record